This is a messenger RNA of Chondrus crispus (carragheen), 1430 nucleotides long. RefSeq lists its product as hypothetical. The transcript is spliced from 2 exons. The coding region runs from base 1 to 1248 and encodes 415 amino acids. Gene Ontology annotation, cellular component: cytosol; intracellular membrane-bounded organelle; membrane. The record is from RefSeq and is a predicted model, not a curated record. Gene Ontology annotation, molecular function: sterol binding. Lineage: Eukaryota; Rhodophyta; Florideophyceae; Gigartinales; Gigartinaceae.
AUGCCGCCUCGCAAACCUUAUUGCCCAAAACCCCACCCCCCCCUUCCUGCUAUCCGCAAACCCGGCACCAUGACGCCCGCACUCCCCGCCUCCUUGCUCCGCGCACCGGGUGUGGACGUGCCGCCGACCGCGGCAACGCCCUUGCGCCCCAACCUGUGGGCGGUGCUGCGCGACUCGGUCGGCAUGGACCUGACGCGCAUCGCGCUCCCGGUCUUUUUCAACGAGCCGCUGUCCUUCCUGCAGCGCCUGGCAGAGGACCUAGAGUACUACCACCUGCUCGCGCGCGCGGCCGCUGCAGGACCCGGCCCGACUCGCACCGCGCUCGUCGCAGCCUUCUUUGUCAGCCACUACUCCAGCACCGCGCACCGGGCAUCCAAGCCAUUCAAUCCCCUCCUGGGUGAGACGUUCGACCUCGUCGUCCCCGGCGCUUUCAGGCUCGUCGCGGAGCAGGUCGCGCAUCAUCCACCGAUCAGUGCUAUUCACGCUAGCGGUGACGGAUGGACUUAUCACACCGCGCAUGAGAUCAAGAACCGUUUCAAGGGCAACUCCUUGGAGGUGUGGCCGGAGGGCAAUGUCUAUGUCACUUUUGAUGAUGGCGAUCACUAUGUGUACGAGCAGGCGCAUACGUAUGUUCAUAAUAUCAUCGUGGGCGGGCUGUGGUUGGACAAUGUGGGCACGGUGGUCAUCAGGGAGGUGAGCAAAGGUAAGCUGUUGGCGAGCGUUAAGCUGAAGAGAAGCGCGCUGUUGUUCGGGGAGGCGAAGAAGGUGGGGGAUUUUUCUGGCAAAGUGUGCGAUGUGGGCAAGGGGGGGAAGGCGGGGAAAGUAUUGAUGAAGAUGGACGGCAACUGGAACAGCGAGGUCAGGGUGGACGGAAAGUCUGUCUGGACGGCGACGCAGAGGCCGACCAAGAAGGACACGGCGGGCCACGCCAUGACGGCGUGGGCGUGGGGUCUGAACACCAAGCUAGAGCCCGGGGUAGUGGGAAGCGAGGUGCCGAAGACCGAUUCGAGGCUCAGACCGGAUCAGCGCGCGCUCGAGGAAGGCCGCUAUCGCGAGGCCGCCGCGGAGAAGGAGAGGCUCGAGGAUGCCCAGAGGAGGAAGAGGAAAGAAGGCGUGUGUGAAAGGCCCAGGUGGUUCGAGCUGGUAGACGAGGCCAGUACGGGGAGGAAGGAAUGGAAAUAUCGCGGAGGAUACUUUGAGUGCAAGAGGGAGAGAUCCUGGCCCGACGACUUGCCUGAUAUCUUUUGAGGCAUUCAAAUGUUUUAAUUGUUGCGUGGGGGGGGGGGAGGGGUCGCUAAUGGGUCGAGAGUCUGCGUUUUUUCGAAGCGGCUCCGAAUGAGGGGCAUGGUUUUGGCGAUAGCAGACCAAACUGUAUUAUUAUCGUAGAUUGUAGUUGCAAAGUGUGAAUGCCUGCCUAAGGAGAUGUGCUA